Salvia hispanica is the source of this 937-nucleotide messenger RNA. RefSeq names its product eukaryotic translation initiation factor 4E-2-like. Gene Ontology annotation, biological process: translational initiation. Lineage: Eukaryota; Viridiplantae; Streptophyta; Magnoliopsida; Lamiales; Lamiaceae. Gene Ontology annotation, molecular function: RNA 7-methylguanosine cap binding; translation initiation factor activity. The record is from RefSeq and is a predicted model, not a curated record. Gene Ontology annotation, cellular component: eukaryotic translation initiation factor 4F complex; cytoplasm.
CAUUUUCUUCUUUCACUGCACAUUCCAAAACCCAAAUCUGCAGAAAUCGGUGACGAAGAAGAGUCAUGGUUGAAGAAAGCGAGAAAUCAGCGGCUUCCGCCAUCAAAGAGGAAUUAGAUAACUCAUCUGAGUCGAACAAGGUUCACCACGGCGAGGAAUCGGAUGCCGAGGAAGGGGAGAUCAUCGCCUCCGAUUCGGACGCCGUCGCACCGCUGCCACCGCCGAGACACCCCCUGGAGCACUCCUGGACGUUCUGGUUCGACAAUCCGUCCGCAAAAUCUAAACAGGCGGCGUGGGGAAGCUCAAUGCGCCCGAUUUACACCUUCUCCACCGUCGAAGAUUUCUGGAGUGUUUACAAUAAUAUACACCAUCCGGGAAAGCUUGCAGUUGGAGCUGACUUUUACUGUUUUAAACAUAAUAUUGAGCCAAAAUGGGAAGAUCCUAUUUGUGCCAAUGGGGGGAAGUGGACUGUGACUUACUCACGCGGUAAAUCCGACACUUGUUGGCUUUACACGUUGCUUGCGAUGAUCGGUGAACAAUUUGAUUAUGGAGAUGAAAUUUGUGGGGCUGUUGUGAAUGUUCGAGCAAGGCAAGAGAAAAUUUCAAUCUGGACAAAGAAUGCUACCAAUGAAGCUGCUCAGCUUAGUAUUGGAAGGCAGUGGAAGGAUUUUCUGGAUUAUAAUGAAACCAUUGGUUUCAUAUUCCAUGAGGAUGCAAAGAAGGACAGGGGAGCCAAGAACAAGUAUACGGUUUAGCAGUCUGAAUUCUAGGUGGUCACUUGCUGGCCUGUUUGAAUCAUCGGUUCAAUAUGAAACCUACCUUUGUUUGUCUUGCUAAAAACGUGAAAUAGGAUCAUCUUUUAGUAUCUCCAGUUUUUGUAUUAAAAAAAAGACUAUUUCUGAGUUUCCAUCGAUAUAGAAUUAGGUAUCGUGCUGAA